AUGGUUGAGAUCAAUUGCCAUAUAUUUAUAAAGAGAAAAAUAAAAUUCUUCAUACAAAUAUUAUUUGUAUUUACCUAUUUUAUAUCCAUUAAUACAUUAUAUAAGAUAUCAUCACAUAAUAUAUAUAAUAAUAUUUAUAUAACACAAAAUAGGAUCCUUACGGAAUCACAUAACAAUAAAAAUAAAUCAUUAAGAACUUCGUAUAUAAACGAAUAUACUACAGUAGAUGAAACUGAAUAUGAUAAUGACAUAGAUGAUGUCGAGACAAACUGUCAAUUACAAGAUAAUGUAUCAACAGAAAAUGAUAACUUAGAAACCUUACUCGAAGAAUACCAUGAGGAAAUGAAAGAAAUAAAUGAAACAAAUAAGAAAUCGUUUUUUAAGAGAGGAUUAUAUUUAAUAGAUUGUCUUGAUAAUAUUUUUAUUGAUAAGUUAGUAGAUCAAAAUAUUAAAAAUAAAACCUCAUCUAUAGUAGAACAUGUUAUUGCACUAUCAGUAUUCCUGUUCCCUUGUUGUGCUAUAUUUUCCCAGAUACCAAUACAUACGUAUAUUAUUAAACGUUUUGAUUUUUUAGAAAGAUAUUAA
This is a messenger RNA of Plasmodium adleri (nom. inval.), 585 nucleotides long. Its product is annotated as Plasmodium exported protein (hyp6), unknown function. The coding region runs from base 1 to 585 and encodes 194 amino acids. NCBI's taxonomy places the organism in Eukaryota, Apicomplexa, Aconoidasida, Haemosporida, Plasmodiidae. The record is from RefSeq and is a predicted model, not a curated record. The transcript has 2 exons.